AUGGCCGAAGCCUCAAUCGACUUCGCUCUCGGCGAAGAUCAGGUUCUGAUCCGUGACGAGGUGCGCCGGUUCGCCGAGGAGCGCAUCCUUCCCGGAGUAGCGGAGCGUGACCGCAACCACGAGUUCCCGGCCGAGAUCAUCCAAGAGCUCGGUGAACUUGGCUUCCUCGGCAUGCUGGUCGACGAGAAGUAUGGCGGCGCCGGCUUCGACAGCCUGACCUACCUGCUGGCGGUCGAAGAGCUGGCGCGGAUCUGUCCUGCCACCGCCGUCACCAUGACGGUCAGCAACUCGGUCUGCUGCUGGCCGAUCGCGCACUUUGGCACCGAAGAGCUCAAGCACCGGGUGCUGCCGGAGCUAGCCGGCGGCGAGGCUCUGGGUGGCUUCGGCCUGACCGAGCCUGGCGCCGGUUCGGAUGCCGGCAGCAUGCGAACGACGGCCAAACGCGAUGGUGACGACUGGCUUCUAGACGGCGAGAAAGCCUGGAUCACCAACGCCGGCAAGGCCAAAUACCUGGUGGUGCUGGCGAAGACCAAUCCGGAGGCAGGCAAGCGUGGCAUCACCGCGUUCGUGGUACCCACCGACACGCCAGGUUUCGAGGUCGGUACCGGCGAAGAGAAGGUCGGCCUGAAGGCCUCGGUCACCGCGCCGAUUUACUUCACCAAGUGCCGGGUCAGUGACGCCAACCGCUUGGGUGAAGAGGGCCAGGGCUUCAAGAUUGCCCUGGCGACCCUCGAUCACUCACGGUUAGGCAUCGGCGCGCAAUCGAUCGGCAUGCAUCAACGGGCGCUCGAGCUGGCCACGACCUACGCCAAAGACCGGCAGCAGUUCGGCCAGCCGAUCAGCCAGUUUCAGACUAUUCAAUUCAAGCUUGCCCAGAUGGCCACUGAGCUUGCGGCCUCCCGUGCCUUGACUUACCAUGCGGCGCUCGAAGAGCACUCGCCGGCCGCCGGCCGGUUGGCCUCGCAAGCCAAGGUCUACACCAGCGAGGCCGCCAACCGAGCAUGCUGGGAAGCGGUGCAGAUCCAUGGUGGCAAUGGCUUUUGCGAAGACUACGAGGUCGCGCGCUUGUUUCGCGACGUCCGGGUGACGACGAUCUACGAAGGCACCAGCGAGAUGCAGCGCUUGGUGAUCGCCCGGCACCUGCUGCGCUGA
Molecule: messenger RNA, 1152 nt
Organism: Nerophis lumbriciformis (worm pipefish)
Lineage: Eukaryota; Metazoa; Chordata; Actinopteri; Syngnathiformes; Syngnathidae
Source: RefSeq, a predicted model, not a curated record